Neltuma alba is the source of this 985-nucleotide messenger RNA. Its product is annotated as nudix hydrolase 18, mitochondrial. Gene Ontology annotation, molecular function: pyrophosphatase activity. The record is from RefSeq and is a predicted model, not a curated record. Gene Ontology annotation, cellular component: nucleus; cytoplasm. The transcript has 5 exons. Lineage: Eukaryota; Viridiplantae; Streptophyta; Magnoliopsida; Fabales; Fabaceae. Bases 45 to 638 code for a protein of 197 amino acids.
CGCUUCAAUCACCCUCCCCCACCUUCUUCUUCUUGCCACCGGAAAUGGUCGCUCUGGUUUCCCAAGACAAUGUGGUCGCAUUGGUUUCUCGCACCGGCCGCGAAUUGCAGCGUUACCGGAAAGGCCGCCGCCAAGUCGUCGGGUGUAUACCGUACAGAUACAAGAUGGAGGAGCAAGGUUCCAUGGAGGCGUCAGGAGAACUAGAAGUUCUGGUAAUCAGUUCACAGAAAGGCAAAGGGAUGCUAUUUCCAAAGGGAGGCUGGGAAUUAGACGAAUCCCAAAAGGAGGCCGCUGUGAGAGAAACCAUUGAAGAAGCAGGAGUUCGGGGCAUUGUUGGGGGUAAACUGGGUAAGUGGAGCUUCAAGAGCAAAACCCAUGACACCUUCUAUGAAGGCUACAUGUUCCCUCUCCUUGUUCAAGAACAGCUUGAACUCUGGCCUGAGCAGAACUUCCGUCAAAGAAUCUGGAUGAGUGUUGACGAAGCAAGAGAAGUGUGUCAGCACUGGUGGAUGAAGGAAGCAUUGGACAGACUGGUGAAUCGACUGAGGGCUAAUAAGAAGCUUGGACUAGAGAAACAAGAAGGUUCUUUGAAGAACAAUGGAGGAUUGGAGAUGGAAACUCUGAUGAUUUGUAAAUAGAUGAUGAGAAUUUAGUAGAGAGAUUAGAGAGGUUCUAUAUUUUGUCUUUUUCUCUCGGAUCUUAUCAACCGCGAUGAUCAGGAAGAGUAGGAGGAGGAGGAGGAUGAAAACCCAGGAUUUAAUUCUGCAAUUGUACUGCAAGAUGAUAGAAAGAUAUAGUAGUAAAUAAUUUUCUAGAUCAGAUCAGAUUAGUGUUUUGAGUCUUCUUUUCUCUCUCUGAUUUGGGUUGAUUGGAAUCUGAUUCCUGCAAAAAUCUUGUGUUAAUUUGUGGGGAUUCCAUCUGUAAUCUGUUGACCCUCAUAUAGUCAUAUCUCAAACAGAAUGCAGAUGGUCAUAAUUUAAAGGAA